Molecule: messenger RNA, 1513 nt
Organism: Armigeres subalbatus
Lineage: Eukaryota; Metazoa; Arthropoda; Insecta; Diptera; Culicidae
Exons: 3
Coding region: 199-1446 (415 amino acids)
Source: RefSeq, a predicted model, not a curated record
GAUACGUUAACGUAUUGAGCGCACACAAUGUUGCGUUGCGUUGUCUGCUGAUCUGUCAUCGCAUCUUGUGUUGUUUACAUAUUAUUUUGUGCAAACUAUUUUACUGCGUAAAGUAUUUCUAAAAAUUUUAUUAAAAAACUGGGAAAGGUUUUCCUAGCUUACAUAUAAUUAAUUUCAUCCAACAAAUCCGAAAAAAGAAUGGAUUUCAUUGAAGAGGUGCCGCAAGUUGUUGAAAUACUGUCCGUGGUGAACGAGCUACGGAAGUUAAUUCGUAGUGGCACAAGCAGAGUUCAACGGAGAUGGUGGGUCCGACCGUCCAAUGAAGACCGGGACAAGAAGGGGUUUUUUGAAACCGACUACAAGCUCAUGAGGAGAAGAGACCCGGAGUACUUCGUAAAGUCAGUUAGAAUGAAUCCGGAAUCAUUCGACUUGCUUCUGAGCAAAGUUGGCGACCGCCUUCAAAAGUUUUCCUUUCGUACACCUAUUUCUGCGGAAUGCAGGCUGUUUAUGACAUUGAUGUAUCUCGCGCACGGUUCGUCGGUAUACGUCAUUUCUAGACUAUUCCGUAUGGGUGUCUCCACUGUCAGAAUGAUAUCUCUUGAAGUGUGUAGUGUCCUAUGGGAGUGUCUGGUGUCUGAUUACAUGCCCGAGGUCGAUGAAAAUGGUUGGAACAAGUACAGCAGUGAGUUCUAUGAAUUAUGGAACUUCCCGAACUGUUGUGGUGCAAUAGAUGGCAAACAUGUAGCUAUACAAUGCCCUCCAAACAGUGGGUCAUUGUAUUUCAACUACAAGCAUUUCCAUUCGAUCAACCUACUGGGAGUUUGCGACGCCAAUUAUAAUUUUAUAGCUAUUGAUGUAGGAGGCUACGGCGGCAAUAGCGAUGGAGGCAUAUUUGCCAACUCCGAGUUUGGAAAACGACUGAUGAGUAACCAGCUCCAUUUCCCGCCUCCCUGUGAAUUGCCUGAUUCGAGUGAAAUGUUACCUCACUAUAUUGUGGGGGAUGCGGCAUUCCCGUUGAAGCAAAAUCUCAUUCGUCCAUAUCCCGGUUUACGCCUGCCUCCAUUACAAGAAACGUUCAAUAAACGCCAGUCUCGAGCAAGGAGGACUAUAGAAAACAGCUUCGGAGUACUUGUCGCCAGGUGGAGGAUUCUUAAAAAUACAUUAGUCAUGUUACCCAACUCGGCAGAAGCAGUUGUCAAAGCAUGCGUCAUUCUACAUAACUUUGUCAAACGACAUGCCUCUUCUGAGUAUUGCCCGCCAGGUUUCAUUGAUAUAAUUGAUAGAGAUGGCAAUAUUGACGUCCCGGGUGAAUGGCGCACUCUCGUGGAACAGCCAUUAAGAGGCAUCCCAGCAUCGUCUUUACAAAAAGGUAACAACGCUGAGAGAUCUGCUUUUGGAAACCGUGAUGCUCUUGCAAAUUACAUUUUCAACCAUCCAAUUGCAUAAUAAAACACAUUUAAUUGGCAUACAUUUUAAUUGAAUUCGAAUUGCAAGCAUAUGUCCUAAAUAUAUU